UAUUUCCUUGAAAAAACCUUUGAUGAGUUGAGUUUCGGUAACUCUUCCGUUCCUGUGAGUCCAAAGCCAGGGCCAUCUUUGGCGUCAUUAUAUCUGUAUUUGGCCUGCACCGUUUAUGGAAACCCACCGUUGCCGACGCAGAUCUUCUAUUUACAUUGGAAACCGAUAAGCACAUUCAGAGUUGGUUCCUUGAUCAUUGCGUUUCCCUUUUGUCGCUCAGGUUACCACUACAAUCUUUGCGUAGAUGUCAAUUAAUAAGGACAUUGUUACUUUGAAGGAUCCUUUUACUGAAGAGUUGCCUCAGUACAUACAUAUAAAUCAGAAUGAGUUUUUCAUGCGAAGGCACAAAAAACAGAAGGAGGAGGAUAUUGCUAUAUGUGAAUGCAAAUAUGAUGCUGAUGACACUGACAGUGCAUGCGGGGAUAGCUGCUUGAAUGUUUUAACCAGCACAGAAUGCACCCUUGGUUAUUGCCCUUGUGAUAUCUUGUGCAAAAAUCAGAAAUUUCAGAAGUGUGAAUAUGCUAAAACAAAGUUGUUUAAAACUGAAGGCCGUGGAUGGGGUCUUUUGGCUGAUGAGGAUCUUAAGGCAGGACAAUUUGUCAUCGAAUACUGUGGAGAAGUUAUAUCAUGGAAGGAAGCCAAACGUAGAUCUCAGGCUUAUGAAGAUCAAGGCCUUAAAGACGCAUUUAUCAUUUGCCUUAAUGCAUCUGAAUCUAUUGAUGCAACCAGGAAAGGAAGCCUUGCUAGAUUUAUAAAUCAUUCCUGUCAACCGAAUUGUGAGACGAGAAAAUGGAAUGUGUUGGGGGAAAUAAGAGUUGGAAUAUUUGCAAAACAUGAUAUUCCUAUUGGAACUGAAUUAGCUUAUGAUUAUAAUUUUGAAUGGUUUGGAGGUGCAAAGGUUCGUUGCCUAUGUGGUGCACUCAAAUGUUCAGGGUUCCUUGGAGCAAAAUCUCGUGGUUUUCAGGAGGAUACUUAUCUAUGGGAAGAUGAUGAUGAUAGGUACUCUGUUGAGAAAAUUCCUGUAUAUGAUUCUGCAGAGGAUGAACCAGUGUCAAAUGUUAAUGGACGAACUGAAUCCUCUUUAGAUGUGAUGCUUAAAGCUGAGCAACUAUCUGAGUCCACUGGUUUCAAUGUUCAGUCCCUUGAUUCAGUUCAGAUGAAAGAUUUAGAUGUCAAAAAGAUUAAGACUGAAGUAGCAGAUGAGGAUAUGCACUUGUACACCCACGAUACUGAACAGACGCUUUCACAAAAGAAUGCAAUGAUAUCACGAAUCCGAGGUAAUGCUGCAGGCAGAAACUAUCACAUUGGACCUAGGUCCAUUUCUACCAAAAGAUCAAGGGCAUAUAAUGGUGGAAGGUUUAAAAAUCUCGUAGAGAAGAAAAUUGAUGCCAAGUUUGCUGCUGGCCUCCUAGCAUCCAAGGAAGCACAAGAGGAGAUUUUAAAUUCUGAGGUGUCUCCAUGCAGAAAAGAAAGGAUGAUGCUACAUCUACUCUUGAUUCCUUAUACGAUGAAAUACGGCCUGCUAUUGAGGAACACGAGAGGGAUAGCCAAGACAGUGUAUCCACCACUGUCGCAGAGAAGUGGAUACAGGCUUGCUGCCUAAAAUUGAAGGCUGAGUUUGAUCUCUACUCGUCAAUUGUGAAAAAUGUUGCUUGCACUGCGCAAAGGGCACCUGGACAAGCAAAACCUACUGAAGUAGAUAAUGAAAACGAAAUUAAGUUCUUGACAGGUUGAAAUUCUCAUUUCAUUUUUUCCCAUCUGUAAUUUUCAACGUCACUUAAUGUGUGGGCAAAUUUGGGGGGUACUUCUUUUUAAAAUUCGUUAAGUUGAGAAUCUAAGACUCGAUGAAUAGAUCUUUUCAAUAUUUAUUUGUUA
Messenger RNA from Vigna angularis (adzuki bean), 1875 nucleotides. RefSeq names its product histone-lysine N-methyltransferase ASHH1. The transcript has 11 exons. The record is from RefSeq and is a predicted model, not a curated record. Gene Ontology annotation, cellular component: chromatin; nucleus. Gene Ontology annotation, molecular function: histone H3K36 methyltransferase activity; protein binding. Gene Ontology annotation, biological process: regulation of DNA-templated transcription. The coding region runs from base 245 to 1603 and encodes 452 amino acids. NCBI's taxonomy places the organism in Eukaryota, Viridiplantae, Streptophyta, Magnoliopsida, Fabales, Fabaceae.